This is a messenger RNA of Octodon degus (degu), 4059 nucleotides long. RefSeq names its product mitogen-activated protein kinase kinase 6 (gene Map2k6). The record is from RefSeq and is a predicted model, not a curated record. Bases 162 to 959 code for a protein of 265 amino acids. Gene Ontology annotation, molecular function: MAP kinase kinase activity; ATP binding. The transcript is spliced from 10 exons. Lineage: Eukaryota; Metazoa; Chordata; Mammalia; Rodentia; Octodontidae. Gene Ontology annotation, biological process: MAPK cascade; protein phosphorylation.
AUAAAAGACAAGAGAGUGUCCGGUUUACUCUUCACUUUUUUGGUUUUGAGUACCGGAACUCGAACUCAGGACUUUGGGCUUUCCAGAACUUUGAGGUGAAAGCAGAUGACCUGGAGCCCAUCGUGGAACUGGGGCGAGGUGCAUACGGCGUGGUGGAGAAGAUGCGGCAUGUGCCCAGUGAACAGAUCAUGGCCGUGAAGCGGAUCCGGGCCACUGUGAAUAGCCAGGAGCAGAAAAGGCUGUUGAUGGACUUGGAUGUCUCCAUGAGAACAGUAGACUGUCCAUUCACUGUCACAUUCUAUGGUGCCCUUUUCCGGGAGGGAGAUGUAUGGAUCUGCAUGGAGCUCAUGGAUACCUCCCUAGAUAAAUUCUACAAACAAGUCAUUGACAAAGGCCAAACAAUUCCAGAGGAUAUCCUAGGGAAGAUAGCAGUUUCUAUUGUAAAAGCGUUAGAACACUUACACAGUAAGCUCUCUGUCAUUCAUCGGGAUGUCAAGCCCUCGAAUGUGCUGAUUAAUACCCUGGGCCAAGUGAAGAUGUGUGAUUUUGGAAUCAGCGGCUACCUGGUGGACUCUGUUGCUAAAACGAUUGAUGCAGGUUGCAAACCAUACAUGGCCCCUGAAAGAAUAAACCCAGAGCUCAACCAGAAGGGAUACAGCGUGAAGUCGGACAUCUGGAGUCUGGGCAUCACGAUGAUUGAGCUGGCCAUCCUUCGGUUUCCCUACGAUUCCUGGGGGACGCCCUUCCAGCAGCUCAAGCAGGUGGUGGAGGAGCCGUCGCCACAACUCCCGGCAGACAAGUUCUCCGCAGAGUUCGUCGACUUUACCUCACAGUGCUUGAAGAAGAAUUCCAAAGAACGGCCUACGUAUCCUGAGCUUAUGCAACAUCCAUUUUUCACCGUACAUGAAUCCAAAGCAACAGAUGUGGCAUCUUUUGUAAAACUGAUUCUUGGAGACUGAAAACCAGUGGACUUAACUGAUUGACCCUACUGUGGAUGGAAGGAUUUACAGGGCGGAGCAAGUUCACUACAGCGCCAAUAGAAAAUCAUCUUUGAGAUAAUUUAACCCUCUCUGAGGGUUUUCUCUCCUUAUUUUUUUCUUAUCCCCCUCCUAAGGGGGCCUUGGAAUCUAUAGUAUAGGAUGAACUUUCUAGAUGGAUGAAAUAUGAUAAAAGGCUUAGGACUUAAAAAGGUGAUUAAAUAUUUAAUGAUGUGCCAUAUAAGUCCUUAAGCUUCUCAGAUUUCUCUUGUUCUUUACGAAAUGAAUGAAUUGGCCCUGGCAAAAAGGUGCUACAGUAGUGAUGAAAUUGUAAGUAGAUUUGUAGUUUGUCCCAUUUAUUAUUUUAAUAUUUAUGUUUAAGCGCUUGGUUGGAAAGAUUCCACUUUAUGCAAGAAGGGAGAUACAGAAGAGGGGUGGGUUGGCGAUAUUUAUAGGGCUUUUAUUUUUUAAGUUCAAUCGUUUCUGUGUUUCAGAAAAAAUAAUUUAAUAUGCAUCUUUAAGAAUAUUAUAAAAAUCUCAAAAAAAAAAAAAAAAAAAAAAGGAGCUCUUCUAGUGAAACAUCUUUUCUGGUUGUGGCUGCCACCAUACUCCCCAACUAAGUCCUGGCUGAUCACCGUGUGUUUUAAGUGAAGUGUCAAAGCAUCUUGCUUCUACUCCUUUCCCCACUUUGGAAAACAUGCAAAUCAUUUUUAUCACCGUUCCAAGAGUAAAGAUUUUGGUUCUCUUGACCUUUGUGAUAUAGAAUUAGUGGGAAGUGAUUCGUGAUGUGAUUUUAUAUCUACCUAUAUACCAACGUGUGUGUGUGUGUGUGUGUGUGUGUGUGUGUGUGUGUGUGUAUGUGUGUAUUAAACUGAGUUCUGCUAACUGGUUUUUGUGAAUAUCUAUAUUUAGUAAAAAGGACAUUUGUCCAACAUAAGGGGAGACAUGGCAAACCACAGAGAGAAUCGGUGCCUUCUGCUUCUGUCCUUCCCGCACUGGGCAAGUCCCAAGGAUUAUCUUUGUAAUUGAUAUACUCCUUUACUUUGUACUCUUAUUCAAUGAAGAAGCCUUACUAUUAUUGGAAGAGGAGAAAACUCAAGCCAGCUAGUAAUUCUUUGGCCAUAUGAAAUGAUAAAGGGGAAGGUUGAAUUGACGCCUGAGAAUGGGUUGCCAGCUUUCUACAGGAUGAGUUUAUGUUCUAUCUUUCCUCAAUAACAUAUGGUAGCAAGUUCCAUGCUGAACUCCUAGCAGGUUGACUAUAUAACCAAAUUUUUUUCUUAUAGCUAAAAACAACGACAGGUUCUCUGACUUUUCUUCUUUUAGGAUCAAGGAGUAAAAUGAUUGAUAGAGAAAAUAGAGACCUAUCCUAAAUAACCAGGAACCAUUGUUUUUGGACAUAGUGUUUACCAGGGCUACAUUGGGAGUACACAGAGGGAGGGUGUCUAUUUAGAAAAAAAAAAAAAAAAAAGCCACACUAUUUUUUUUGUUUGCCUCCAGUUCUCCAGUGUGGAGAGGGUUGUUCCCCUGAGUCUUCCCUUCCUUCCCCUCUUAGAUUUUGAAAUGCAGCGGUCUAUUUUUCUCUGUGUUUCCUUUUGUCUUGUUCUUGACAUCUUGCUCGUGUUACCCAGAAUGAGCAUGAUACUUCUUCACAUUUUGGUCCAGCAAAUAUCCAUUUAAUUAAAUAGCAGCUUCACAUUCUGUGUUCAUUUUCUUCUAGCCAGAGCAUGGGUCUUAACCUCGCAAUCACAGCCGUGCAGUUUCUCCCCCACUUUCCUACAUCUGGAGGUUCCACUCCUUGAAAUAAGGAAAGGUCAUAGCUUUGUUCCUGCUCUACUUAUUCAUUUUCUGAUAACAGAAAGUAUUGGGAGAAAAAUGUAGGGCCAAUCCACUGCAAAUCUGAUAAACCAUUAAAGUAAAUAAUCUCUCUGUUCUGAGUCAGAAAGAUUCUACUCCUACCUGUUUUGUGCUUUGCAACAUUCUUCAGGAAGAGUGUAUUUCCUGUUGGUAAACCUAAAACCCACUUGGUUAGAGAGUUAGAGUUGGACUUGGAGAGUCUGGGGCUGACGUUUGCUGAACAGUUAUAAUGAGGGAGAAGUUGGUGUAAAGUUCUCAACACUGGUGGGUGUAUUUGGAAGCAUCUAGAAGCUUAUGAACAAUGUCAGCAUCAAAGCUUUAAGACCUGGAGACUUUCCUCUAAUUAAUCCAGGCUGGGGCCAGGGAACGGGUACUUCUUUUUGGUAUUGAACAAUCCUCAUAUGAUUAUGAAGGGAGAACACUGUGUGGGACUUUUUAAGAAGAGAGUUGACUGGAAAUUACUUUCUCUUAAAUGUUUUCAGAGAACAAUAAGUGAUUGUGGAAGAACAAGAGCUCCUAUUUCUUUUGGAUUAUCUUUAUCACUAUCAGGGAGGGUAUGUUCUUGGUAUUACUGAUGGGAAAAUUGAAAUACCUUUCCCAUAGAGAAACAAUAUUCUAUUUGAUGACUAAGUAUCUUAUGUACUAAGAUGUAAUAGCUUGAUAGCUUUAGAAAUCUAAAUUUUUAGAACAUGGUUUUGUUUCUAGAGAACUGUGUUACUCUGUCAUGAACUUAAAAAACCAGGACCCAUAAAUUGUGUUUAAGUUGAGAUUUUCCUGUACAUACAGACAGAUAUGUAUAUAUAAAGAAAAAGAUACCUGUAUUCAGGAAUGAUGAUGAAGUGUUUCUCUGCCACCUUGGACCAUCGUAGUAUCAGCCCUGGCUCUGUCAAUGUAUUAUGAAAUCAGUGGAGCUCUACUUCAGACAUCAUGCUUGUCUUUCCCAGUGUAUUUGAUUUGGUAUCAUCUAAUUGUCCAUGGUAGAAAUUUUCUUUAUAUUCAUACAAAUAAUCCACCUCGCUCUCUAUGUAUUAUUGAUGUAAGAGAUGUGCCAAGAAGCCAAUGGGAAGGAUUCUGAAGACAGUUAUUGUCUGUGUGGAUGUAUCGAUGAGUGUCACUCUUGAGAGAAGUUACCUAAAGAAGCUCUAUAUUUAUAGAAAUGCUUUCACUAAAACAUUUUUGCCACUUCUCUUUCAGGAGCCCAUUCUCUCCCCUACCUGUAUCAUCAUCU